Messenger RNA from Schistocerca serialis cubense, 1025 nucleotides. RefSeq names its product guanosine-3',5'-bis(diphosphate) 3'-pyrophosphohydrolase MESH1 (gene Mesh1). NCBI's taxonomy places the organism in Eukaryota, Metazoa, Arthropoda, Insecta, Orthoptera, Acrididae. The transcript has 3 exons. Gene Ontology annotation, molecular function: guanosine-3',5'-bis(diphosphate) 3'-diphosphatase activity. Bases 22 to 585 code for a protein of 187 amino acids. The record is from RefSeq and is a predicted model, not a curated record.
UGCAAAUUGCAUUCUUUGAACAUGUCGAAGAGAGGAGAGGAAGCAAGUGGUGAUGUUACCGCUAAACUUAUCCAAUGCACCAAUUUUGCAGCGGUGAAACAUAAAGACCAGAGAAGGAAAGACCCAGAAAAAACUCCGUAUAUCAAUCAUCCUGUCGGUGUAGCAUACAUCUUGACACAUGAAGGUAGUGUCACAGAUGUGGAGGUCAUUAUGGCCGCUCUGCUGCAUGACACCGUUGAGGAUACAGACACAUCAUUUGAAGAAAUUGAGGAGCUGUUUGGACAGAGAGUGACAUCUCUUGUGCGGGAAGUCACAGACGACAAAAGCUUACCAAAGGAGGAACGAAAGAGACAGCAGGUGGUGCACGCACCGACAUCUAGCCCCGGUGCAAAGUUGAUCAAGCUGGCAGAUAAACUGUACAAUCUGAGGGACCUGGAACGUGCGACGCCAGAUGGCUGGUCAGAGAAAAGGGUCCACGAGUACUUCGUGUGGUCGAGGGAUGUGGUGCGGGGCCUGCGCGGCUCCAACGCUGCACUGGAGGCGGCUCUCGAUAAAAUAUUUCGGAGCCGAGGCAUCGAUUUGUGAUCUGCGGUGAUUGCUUAAAAAGCAGUCUCGUGCUUCAGUAACAGAUAUCGGGGUUGUGCUGUGACAGUGUUUCCUGGAAACCAAAGUCUCUGCUACUGAAACUGAAGCAUAAAAUUGGUUGUGUUGCUACUGCCAUGUGUGCUGGACAAAAUAGUACAAAUUAACAAAUAAGGCAAUACUUUUCCUUCGUAUGAUGGUGCUGUUUCAAUGCAUGGGAAUGGUUCUCCCUUCACUAUGUGGUUUCUUUGUACUUGAAAUACUUUACUGUGUGCAUGCCGCUAUUAAAACCAGAAUGUCUCAGUGCAAAGCAGAUUGUAAUUUGUAUUUAUUGAGAUUUCUAUUUUACCAGAUGUUACAUCAAUGAAAAUACUCUGGAGUUGUGUAAUGAAAUAAUUACCAGGAUGAUUGGUACAAUGCAGUGCUGGUGUCAUUUCAUAAGA